AUGUUUGACGAGCAGACCUAUCCCAACACGACGACCCUCACACCCGACCAGAAAGUCGAGCACUACCAAUCCGCUCUCACGCCCACUCCUACUGAUCGCGACUUCCUGCUCGCCCUUCCCGAGCCCCGGCCCUUUUCUGUCUUCCUCCAAGAAACGAGAUAUUACCUCGAGAGAUAUCCGCUAGCCUUAAUUGGCGAAGUGGGCCUGGACAAACAGUUUCGCAUUCCCGAAGCCUGGCUCCCAGGCCAAAGUAUAGAAAGAGAUGAUGGACUCACACAAGGCGGUCGAGAAGGUAGAAAUCUAUCGCCGUAUCGCGUAUCCAUGGACCACCAGAAAAAAGUCUUGCUGGCACAACUACAUCUAGCUGGAGAACUGGGGCGCGCGACUUCCGUCCACGGCGUCCAAGCCCACGGUGUCGUCUUCAACACCUUGCAAGAAACCUGGAAAGGACACGAGCGAAAAGUGCCUAGCAAGCGCGAGCGUAGAAAGCAAGAGGCAGCCAAUCCAACAACCACCGAGGACAAGGACCAAGUUGCGAGCGAAGAAAGAAAGCCAACACCCUACCCACCACGCAUAUGCCUACACUCUUACUCCGGGCCUCCAGAAACCAUAAAACAAUAUCUGGACCCACGAAUCCCUGCAAAGAUAUUCUUUUCCUUUUCUUCCGUUAUCAAUUUCUCCCAUGCAGGAGUCGCAAAGACCGAGGAUGCUGUCAAAGCUGUUCCUGACGACAGAAUCUUGAUAGAAAGUGAUUUGCACACUGCCGGCGAAAGAAUGGAUGGAUAUCUUGAAGAAGUUGUGAGGAAGUUGUGUGAAAUCAAGGGAUGGGAAUUGGAGCAUGGAGUCAAGCAGUUGGCCGCCAAUUGGAAGAACUUUGUCUUUGAUAAUGAGUAA
This is a messenger RNA of Aureobasidium uvarum, 894 nucleotides long. NCBI's taxonomy places the organism in Eukaryota, Fungi, Ascomycota, Dothideomycetes, Dothideales, Saccotheciaceae. The record is from the annotation of a GenBank genome assembly.